AUGUCGAAGAUAAGCUUCCUUGAUUUCCAGUAUAACAUCUCUAAGAGAAAGUUAUUGCAGAAGCCAAGUCGCUUGUUCUCUCGUGACAGGCAGAAUUCGGGGUUAGUGCCUACCUUCAUGCCAAAACAGGAUGAGCUGAAACUAGUUUUUGACAAAUUUGACUCCAACAAAGAUGGAAAGAUAUCUCAGCAAGAGUACAGAUCGGUUCUGAAAGCACUAGGUAAGCAAAACACAGCUGCAGAAGUUUCAAAGAUUUUUCAGGUAGCUGAUCUUGAUGGAGAUGGCUUUAUAAGUUUCAAGGAGUUUGUGGAAGCACACAAGAAAGGAGGUGGGGUUAGAACAACUGACAUACAUAGUGCUUUUCGGACAUUCGAUGUUAAUGGUGAUGGAAAGAUUAGUCCAGAGGAGGUUUUAAAUGUACUGAGGAGGUUGGGAGAGCAUUGCAGCCUUGAUGAUUGCCGUCGAAUGGUGAGAGCAGUUGAUGCAGAUGGGGACGGUAUGGUCGACAUGGAUGAGUUCAUGACUAUGAUGACUAACACCAUGAACACGGUUGUACUUUAGACAUUUCAUGCUGGAAAUGGUUUCCAUUUUUAAGUUUUCUAUGUCAGUUGUGCUCUAUGAUUUUUAUAAUUUGCUUUACUUUUUAAAGAUUGUACCUAUAAUAAAAGGCAAGCAUAAAUGCAUCAUACAUUCGAUUCAA
Molecule: messenger RNA, 700 nt
Organism: Cannabis sativa
Lineage: Eukaryota; Viridiplantae; Streptophyta; Magnoliopsida; Rosales; Cannabaceae
Product: calmodulin-like protein 30
Exons: 1
Coding region: 1-561 (186 amino acids)
Molecular function (GO): calcium ion binding
Source: RefSeq, a predicted model, not a curated record